UAAAUCAAUAACAUAACCUCAAAUACUCUUUACUUUUACUUUACGUCUUUAUCUAUGCUUGCGACUCUAUUUUACAAAAUAGACUGUGAAUGUUAAUUUUCUCCAUAGAACCCCUUUUAAGCAAUACAUAGAAACACGAAUAUGGAUUUCAAAGAAGAGCAGAAAAGUGAAAUCGAGGCCCUGGAAUCGAUUUAUUACGGUGAUUUUGAAAUUAUUUCGGUGGAGCCCUAUAAGUUUUCAAUUCCAAUUAAAACGGACGAUUAUGAUCCCGGUAAUAAUGUGGGACUGUCCUGUAAUUUAGUUGUCACGUAUACUCCAAAAUAUCCAGAGGAGGCGCCUCUUAUUGAGCUAGAAAAUGCAGAAAAUUUCCAUGAGGGAUUUGAGGACAAAUUGGCUCAGCAUCUCCAUGAACAAGUAGCAGAAAAUCUAGGUAUGGUAAUGGUAUUCACCCUGGUAUCAUCAGCACAAGAAUGGCUCCACGAAAAGUAUGAAGAAGACAAAAAAGCCAAGGAGGAGCGUGCAGCCCUUUUACAAAAGCAGCAAGAGGAAGCUGAACAGAAAAAAUUUGAAGGUACAAGGGUCACCAUUGAGUCAUUCUUAAAAUGGAGACAGCAAUUUGAAGAGGAAUUCGGCAUAGACAAAAAGAGGGAGUUGGCAGAGAAAGAGGGUAGAAAAUUAACAGGGCGAGAACUAUUUAUGACAGAUAACACACUGAAUGAAUCUGAUCUGAAAUUUCUUGAUGAAGGUGAUAGAGUCAAAGUGGAUGAAUCCCUCUUCCAAGAUUUGGAUGAUCUGGACUUGGAUGAUGAUGAUGAAGAUGAUGAGGACUUUGAUCCAGACAACUAUAACAGCGAUUCUUCAUGAUAUAAACGUUAAAAUGUUGAUGAAAACUUAGCCUUAAUGCAGCGACUGUAUAUUUUUUAUGGUUUAUUUACAUUAAAUACUAUAGGAAAAGGA
This is a messenger RNA of Anthonomus grandis grandis, 957 nucleotides long. RefSeq names its product RWD domain-containing protein 1. NCBI's taxonomy places the organism in Eukaryota, Metazoa, Arthropoda, Insecta, Coleoptera, Curculionidae. Gene Ontology annotation, biological process: cytoplasmic translation. The coding region runs from base 142 to 864 and encodes 240 amino acids. The transcript has 3 exons. The record is from RefSeq and is a predicted model, not a curated record. Gene Ontology annotation, molecular function: protein binding.